Molecule: messenger RNA, 1035 nt
Organism: Eucalyptus grandis
Lineage: Eukaryota; Viridiplantae; Streptophyta; Magnoliopsida; Myrtales; Myrtaceae
Product: serine carboxypeptidase-like 18
Exons: 8
Coding region: 1-1035 (344 amino acids)
Biological process (GO): proteolysis; secondary metabolic process
Molecular function (GO): serine-type carboxypeptidase activity; acyltransferase activity, transferring groups other than amino-acyl groups
Source: RefSeq, a predicted model, not a curated record
AUGUGGGCUCUGGCGGCGUUGGGUCGCGGCAGCAACAGCGGCACGGCGGCGGCUAAGCGUCGGGUCUCGGCGCGGUUCGGCAGCAGCGUCGGCGGGCGCUCAGGCGGAAUAAACGCGAGCGGAACAGGGGGGCUCCGGUUUCGUCGGAUCUCGGCUGAAAACGAAAUCGGGUGUCAACACCCUUGUUUCCUAAAUGAUGUGAUGUCUCAAAUUUUUCUAGGCAAUGAAGUUGGACAUCUUCCACCACUAAACAUCAAGGGAUACCUGCUUGGCAAUCCCUUGACAGAUGUUCUUUACGACUUGAAUUCUAGGGUUGUAUUCGCGCAUCGAAAAGCGCUCAUAUCAAACGAAAUCUAUGAGUCGGCCAAGAACAACUGUAAGGGCGAAUACAUGCAUGUCGAUCCGGAAAACGUGGACUGUGGAGUUGAUCUUCAAUCUGUUGUCAAGUGUAUUGAGAAGAUAUUCAAUGCCCAUAUAUUGGAACCAAAGUGCGGUACACUGAAUCCAACACCGAAUUUCCUGAAAUGGGAUCGACGAAUUCUCGGGGAUGGCGGCUCAGAGAUCAACCCCUUAGCAUUGCUCGAAUCUCCCGGACCGUGGUGCCGAAACUAUGACUACCUCUAUUGCUACGUAUGGGCUAACGACAAGACUGUUCAAAAGGCGCUCCACAUUCGAGAGGGGACUAAAACAGAGUGGAUAAGGUGCAACGAGAGCUCAUCUUACGCUCAUGAUGUCAUUAAAUCCACCGAUUAUCAUCAAAAUCUCACCGAGAAAAAACUCCGAGCCCUUAUCUACAGCGGAGAUCACGACAUGGUUGUUCCAUAUAUCGGCACAAUGGCAUGGAUCGAAACUUUAAAUCUCUCUCUCUCCACUGAUUGGGAGGCCUGGUUCGUGGAUGGUCAAGUCGCCGGGUUAGUAUGUCUGCAAACACAUGUAUAUGCACGAUUUUCUGCUGUUCUUGACCAAACCUCACCCGAAAUUUGCAUUACGAAGUACGUACAGCUCGCUCACUUCCUAUUGCUUCUCUCGGUCUAG